CCCAUCACCAUCAACAUCUUCUUCUCCAUAGCUACAGAAGCUGUCACAUCAUACGGACUCAUACAGCUUUCGUUCUCUACAUGGAGAAAGCAGAUAGAAGCAUCAUCACAUUCCUGCCAAAGCUUGCCACCGGACGCGAGAAUCCGAUGAAGCCGAGGGCUCAUGGCCAGAGCAGAUCCUUCUCGGGGCCGAUCACAGGCUCCAUUAUACCCAUAGAAGCUCGACGCAAGCAGAAGAGACGCGGCGGCUUCGAGGCGCCGCAGGAACCCUCGUCCCCGAAGGUGACGUGCAUGGGCCAGAUCAAGCUCGAGAAGAUGACCGCCGGGUGUUGCCGGAAGCCCCCACCACCGGGUCGAAAAUGGAAGCUGGCAUCCUUCAUCCGCCAGAUCUUCCGGCGUCCCAAGGUGGGGCCGGCGGGCGGUGGCGGGAAGAGCAGGCCGCCGGUGUCUGCACCACCGUCGCUCGGAGGGAUGAGUAGGUCCGCCGGCGGACGCAACAGCUUGGGGGAUUUCGACUGGAGGAAGGCAGUGGAGACGGAGGAGGUGAUCAUUGCUCACUCUGCACCCAUCAUGGUGGGCGGUGGGGUGGUGGCCGUCGAGCCAAGGAAGGUGUCGUCGAGCCUUUGGAAGAGGAGGGCUGCCGCUCGUCUCACUACUCUUCAAUCAAACUGAUAUCUUUAUUCUUUUUCUCCUUCUCAACUGUAAAUACGAGAGAAGGAAAAGGCUUUCCACAUCGAAUGUUGUUUUCGA
Messenger RNA from Musa acuminata AAA Group (dessert banana), 749 nucleotides. RefSeq lists its product as uncharacterized. Bases 81 to 671 code for a protein of 196 amino acids. The record is from RefSeq and is a predicted model, not a curated record. Lineage: Eukaryota; Viridiplantae; Streptophyta; Magnoliopsida; Zingiberales; Musaceae. The transcript has a single exon.